UGAGCGCCCAGCUGGGGACUGGGGGAGGGGGCGAGCCGCCAGUUAGAAGGUCAGCUCCUUGAAGGAAGGGAGCUCUGUCUUGUGACUGCUCUGCUUCAUGCUUUUACCCGCGAUAUCUAGCUCCUUGUGAGCGCUCAUGAUGGAGUACCCAGUGUUGGAAACUGGCUCACUUUUUACCUCAGGAGUCAAGAGACAUGUGAAAGAAAAAAGAAUUUCAAAGCCUGCUAAGUUGAAUGUUUCUCUUGCUUCCAAAAUCAAAACAAAAAUAAUAAACAAUUCUUCUAUUUUCAAAAUUUCUUUAAAGCACAACAACAGGGCGUUAGCUCAGGCUCUUAGUAGAGAGAAAGAGAAUUCUCGAAGAAUUACAACUGAAAAGAUGCUAUUGCAAAAAGAAGUGGAGAAACUGAAUUUUGAGAACACAUUCCUUCGCCUAAAGCUAAAUAAUUUGAAUAAGAAGCUUAUAGAAAUAGAAGCACUCAUGAACAAUAACUUGAUAACCGCAAUUGAAAUGAGCACGCUUUCUGAGUUCCAUCAGAGUUCCUUUCUGCUGCCAGCUAGCAAGAAGAAACGGGUUAGUAAACAGUGCAAGUUGAUGCAUCUUCCAUUUGCAAGGGUUCCAUUAACUUCAAAUGAUGAUGAUGAUGAUGAUGAUGAUGAUGGUAAAGAGAAAAUGCAAUGUGAUGACAAUAUUAAAUCAAAGAUGUCACCUGAUAUUCCCUCUUCAGUAUCAACAAGACAACCUUUAUCAACUCAGUGUAAUUUGGAAUUAUUAUUUCUUAAAGAAAAUAAUCAGAAUGUGUGUGGUUUAAGUGAUUCAGAGCAUAUUUCUUCUAUUGAUAUACUUCCCGAAGAAAGCCAUUCCUGCUCAGACCAAAGUUCCAAGAGUUCUUUAAUGAGUGAGAUGAAAAACGUCCAGUCCAUCGGCCACAGAAAGGAGAAACCAUCUCUUGGUAAUGUGACUGAAAGGAAAAAACGUGUAUCAUCUCGGGAAUCAAAGAAUCCUGCAGACGCUCCCUGUGUGACAGAUUUAGAGCAACAGCAGAUUUCAAGUCCAGGAUUAAAUCGGAAUAAUGAGAUAAGUGAUUGUACUAAUGAAACAAAUAUUAAAAUGCAAAGAAACAUCCAGGGCCUUCCUGACACCUCUGAGUCUGCUGGUGAACCUACUGCAGAGCACGUGAGUCAAGUUGAGGGUAAUGGUGACUUUCAAUUGCAGAAAACUGUGUAUGAUGCUGACAUGGAUUUAACUGCAAGUGAAGUAAGCACAAUUAUUACAGUUUCAACAGGGACUAAAAAUAAAAGUAAUAAAAAACCAAAUGAUUGUGGAAUGAAAACUUUCAGAAAAGUGAAAGAUUCAAGCUCUGACAAAAAGAAAGAAAGAUCAAAGAGACAAUUUAAAAAUAGUUCACAUGUGGAUAUUGAGGAAAAGAUUGAAAACAGACCAGAAAGAAGAUCUGUUGUUCUGGAUGGCAAAGGGGAUUCAGAAGAUCCAAGUUUUAUUUUCAAUACUGAACAGCUGGCUCAGUUGAACAUCCUGAAGAAAAUUCAUAAUGGCUUCGAUCAAGAUGACAGACAAAGUACACGGUAUAAUAAAAAAAAGAACAGAAUAUGUGUAACAGAUGAACCAGAAGAACCGUACUUGUUCUCCCAAAGUUCAGAUAAAUUCCAACAGGAGAGUAAAUUUGAUAUGGGUCAGAGUUCUCUAGCUUGUAAUAAAAGUAAACCUUCUAGACAGACUUUUGUGAUUCAUAUGUUAGAAAAAGGUAACUUGUUCCCAAACCAAAAGGAUAAAGAAACCAUUUCUGAAAACCUAGAAGCCACAAAUGAGUUUCAAACAGUUGAUCUUUCCACCAAAGAUAAUGGGAAUUUACAUGAUUAUGAGACCCAAAAUAUGUUGGAUUUGAAAAAGCAUGUCACUGAUAUGCAACCUGCUCAGCAAAAUGAAUCAAAAAUAAAUAAGAAGCUUAGGCAGAAAGUAAAUCGGAAGACAGAAAUAAUUUCCGAAAUGAACCAGAUAUAUGGCGAUACUGCUAAAGACGCACAUGGCCCAGAAAAAGGUAACUUUUUCUUCCAAAUCCAGAAGGAUACAGAAACCAUCUCUGGAAACCUAGAAGUUUCUAAAGAGUCUCAAAUACCUACUCUUUCCACCAUCAGUAAUGAAAACCUGUGCAAUUGUGAGACCCAGGAUGUGUUGGGUUUUCAAAAGCAGAUCACCAAUGUGUCCAUUCUUCAGCAAAAUGAAUCAAAAGUUAAUAAGAUUAGGCAGAAAGUAAAUCGGAAGACAGAAAUAAUUUCUGAAGUGAAUUAUAUAGAUGAUGAGAAAAGUGUGUAUUGCCCAGGAAAGGAUAACUCUUUUUUCCUAACCCAGAAUGAUAAAGCAAUCAUCCCUGAAAACCGAGAAGACCCAAGUGAGUUUACAAUACAUUCUCUUUCCACCAAAGAUAGUGGAAACCUGUAUGAUUUUGAGACUCAAGAUGUUUUGAGGGUGAAAAAGCCUGUCCGUGAUAUGCAGGCUGCUUGUCAAAAUCAAUCAGAAAUAGAUAAGAAGCUUAGGCAAAAGGUAUGUCGGAAGACAGAAAUAAUUUCCAAAAUCGACCAAAUAUAUGAGAAUAAUGACAAAGGCAUACAUGACCCAGGAAAAGGUAACUUAUUUUCUCUGGCCCUAAAGGAUAAAGAAAUCAUCCACAAAAGCCUAGAAGACUCAAAUGAGUUUGAAACAGCUGGUCCUUCCACACGAGGUAAUAGGGACCUAUGUGAUUAUGAGACUCAAAACAUUUUGGGGAUGAAAAAGCAUGUUACUGAUAUGCCACCUGCAAAGCAGAAUGCAUCAAAAAUAAAUAAGAGGCUCAGGCAGAAAGUAAGUCGGAAGACAGAAAUAAUUCUGGAAAUGAACCAGCUAAAUGAAUUUAAUGACAAAGGUGUGCAUGACCCAGAAAAAGAUGGCUUCUUUUCCCUAACCCAAAAGGAUAAAGAAAACAUUUCUGAAAACCUGGAAGUCACAAAUGAAUUUAAAACAGCUUAUCUUUCCACCAAAGAUAAUGGAAAUUUAUAUGAGUGUGAGACCUGGAAUAUGUUGGAUAUGAAAAAGCGUGUCACUGAUAUGCAAUCUGCUCAGCGAAAGGAAUCAAAAACAAGUAAGAAGCCUAGGCAGAAAGUAAAUCGGAAGACAGAAAUAAUUUCUGAAAUGUUCCAAAUAUAUGAGGAUAAUCAUAAAGACGUGCCUGGCCCAGAAAGCUAUACAAAAGAUCUUGAUCUUAAAAUAAGUAAAUCCAAACAAAGACUUGAAUGCCAAGGUAUUAUCAGUAGAAACUGUAUGGAAAUCAACAGUAAUGAAAAGGAAAAUUGUGAUCAAAUUUCAAAUCCUUGUAAACUUGUUAAAAAGCCUGGGAAAGAAUCAUCAGGCAGGGCAAAGAACAUUUUGGCAAAAAGUGAAAACAAACCUAUUUUGCAGUUAACAGAUUCUUCACAGACUUGUAUCUCCUUAGAAUCGGGUUUAAAACAUGUUCCUAAUGAAGCAGAUUCUGAUCCUGGAAACCAAAUGGAAUUACGUAACAACCUAAAGCAAAGCACUACAACUCUGAAUAAAAACAGAGAUAUCCCCUCUGUGGAAGUGAUAAAAGAAGGAGAGUGCCAGGUCAGAAAAGUCAGUAAGAUGCCAUCCAGAUCAAAAAGGAAGACCUUCAGAGAUCCUUCUCCAGAGAGCUGUGAAGUAACCAACACCAUUCAGGGAAUAUCAGUUGAAUCUGAACAAGCCGAUAAGGAAAAAAAUUUGGAAAAUGAUAAAAUUGUCACAGUUAAGCCAGACUUUUACACAAAGGUGUUGACAUCUUUAUCUCAAAUAUAUUCACCUAAUAUACAAGAGUCUUCCUUUAACAGUGUUCAUGAAGGUUCAAUACCUUUAAGUAUUUCUUCUAGUAAAAAUCUGAUAAUAAGAGAAAAUUUUGCCCUGGAGAGCUCACCAGUCUUUCAAGUAAGUGAGGAUGUGCAUGAGAAGAUGGAAGGGAUGAAAUGUAAAGUCAGCCAGAGGACACAAAAAUCAGAAAUAGGAGAUAGAACACUACAGGACUUGACAAAUACCAAUUUUGUUUCAAAUAACACUGCUAAAUCUGACAGUAAGUCAGAAGGUCUGUCUUCAGAGCUACCAAGCCGAAGAAGAAGGUGUACUCCUCUCGAUUUAAAAGAGCCAAGUCUCAAAAGUGCCUGUGAUGAUCACUCCACAGCAGCAUGUUCCUGUCACUGGGGGCCUAUCAGAAGCUGUGAUAUACCUGCCACAUGCCAUUCCCAAUCCAAAAAGACAAAAGAAAAAAAUGACGCCUAGGUUGGCAUCAUUCUUAGUAUUUAUACUGCAUGUCCAUUGUGAUUUUCAUUUUUAAAAAAUUUACCAACUAAACUGUUUACCAAAUAAUCUACAUGACCAGUAGAUCUACAGCAUUUUGCUGUAUUUAGUUUAGAAUAGGUAGCUCUUUUGAAAGAAUUAAUUAAAUUCUAUCUGGUUACCCAAGGCAGUGGUAUCAUGUUGGCUUUAGAGAGGGCUGCAGAGAAGAGAAAGAGACCUACUCAUCAUCUAACCAUUUAUACUGUUUUAAUUUGGAGCCAUAUGUAUUUAUCUUAUCCGAAAACCAUAAAUCAUGUAAAGAACAGCUACACCACCACUUCUUGCUACAUGAUAUACUAGGUGCACGGAUCAACCCUCUUCCUGAAAAAACAAAAUAAAGUUACUGGGUGAAGUAUUUUUUAAAAACAAACCUUAAAUGCAUCUAUUAGCUAGUAGAGAAGUAAGAAAGCUCAGAUCAGAGACUGAAUGAGAGCAGGAAGCCAGCAAGUUAACUUGACCCUGAAACUGGCUGUUUGCCUCAAGGCAUUUGCGCAGCUAGGUGAACCUCAGCAUGGGAGUCACAGACAGAUGGGGCUGGGGACAGAGGGUAGAUCCUAGAGUUUAGCUAAAAUGAAAAGUCUAAUAGUAAAUCUCCUUCAAUAAAGUUGAGCUCCUCUUUCAGUAGAAGAGCAAACUAAAAAUAACCUUCCCACCAGCUUUUUCAGCCCCAGGAGAUAACUCUGGUUCUGAAUUGAGGAGAAAAAAAAAUCUUCUGAGAAUUCGUAACCAAAAUGAAAUCUUCAUGCACUGUGCCUGGAACUCACAAUUUCUGGAAGUCACAAAAAACGUCAAGCUGAGGAUUUAGUAUUAGUCCAUGGCUUGUAGCGCCCCCUGUUGUCUGUUAGAAGCAAAUGCAAAUAUUUUCUAGAGACUUCGUCUCAGUCCUCAACAUAUUUUCCACAGAGAGCCAAAGGAAACAAACAGCUAGUUCUCAGUAAAGAAAAACACUACACACACAGAGGACAAGGGACCUGCAGAAGCAACUGAUGGCAGAAUCAGACACAGAAUAUAAAAUAUAAAAUGUCAAUUAAAAGAGAGGCUUGAAAAUGAGUAAAGGUGUUAAGUGAAAAAAGUAAGUUACAGAAAAACACCUACAGAAUGCUUCCAGUGUUGCAGAGGUCAGACCUAAUUGAGACCAAACCACAUCCUUUUUAGGAGUGUAAUGCACUGAUGGUAAAAACCCUAAAGAAAAAGCAAGGCAGUGAUGGACACGCUUCAGGAUAGUGUUACUUCUUGGGGGACGAGAGGGUGUGGUCAGAAAGGGGCAUGCCGGAGGCUGCUGAGUGUGGCAGUAUUUUAUUCCUUAACCUGGGUGGCAGGUGCAUCAGCUUUUACUUGAUUGUUUUUAAAUUGUAUGUUUUCAUAUAUUCCUACGUGUAUGCUAACGUUCAUAAUAAAAAGGAAAUAUGUAGGUAACAUGUAAUGUAUAAAAUCUAUGUCGAUAAAUUUUUCUUAAACUUUGUUAAUAGUUCCCACCAUCACAGAGUAUUUCAAAUAUAUGGCAAAGCUUGUGGUUUGAGGAAACAGCUUUCUACUGAUAUGAAGCAGCAAUUUUCUUCUCCAUGCUUCACAGCAAAAGCAGUAGUUUUGUGUUAUUAUUAUUGUUAAUCUUCCCUUUU
This is a messenger RNA of Equus caballus (horse), 5991 nucleotides long. It is a transcript of the gene SGO2, whose product is annotated as shugoshin 2. The record is from RefSeq and is a predicted model, not a curated record. Gene Ontology annotation, biological process: meiotic sister chromatid cohesion. Gene Ontology annotation, cellular component: chromosome, centromeric region; kinetochore. Lineage: Eukaryota; Metazoa; Chordata; Mammalia; Perissodactyla; Equidae.